CGGCUUUGGGCGUCGGUGUCAGAGUUCUAUUAGUAUUAUGGCGGACGGAGGGUCGAUGUUACGGACUGAAUGCAAGGAGUUGUAGUCAUGUUUCGGACCUGAAAUGACCCGGACUUAAACUUCUAACGAACGAUCGUCUUUGGGAACACUUGAAGAUAAUGGCUGACAGAGAUAGUCUCCGAUUGCGGGGAGCUGCCGCCCCCGGGUCCGCCAACACGUCCCGUCUUUUGAAUGGAUCAGGAACGGGAGAUCGGCCCACUAGUGCUACCGGGCAGAUGCAGAGUCUUCUCGGCGAAUUUAAGGGAUUGUAUCAAGACAGGUUAAGAAGUCUUGACCAGAGCAACGACGACUCGAAGGAGACCUACAAGAUGAAAUGUCGCAUCCUGCAGUCGUACGUGAACGACUUGUCAGAGCAGAAUGAAGUCCUGGUGCAGACUGUGGAGGAACUGGAGAGGGAAGCCAACGGCAGGGUGGCAUUGUUAGAGGGGAAACUGUCAAAAACCACCAACACUGUCAAGGAGUAUGUGAACAAGGCUCGUGACUAUGAGCAGCAAGUAAAGACUAUAGCUGUACAGAAGAAAAAUGCAGAGGACCAGCUAGAGGAGUGGCAGCUGAAGUACCAACGACUGGACACCCAGGCCGGCUCGCUCCAGGGGUUUAACGAUGACCUGAAACACGACAUCAACGCUCUUAUCAACAUGAUCAGCACCGCUAGGGCCACCGGCAAGUGGGAGACAGGAGACAUGGAGCUGAGAACAGUCUCCGUGGAGGCAGUGCUGGGAGCCCCUGAAGCUCAAAUCAUAAAAUCGGAGGAGAUUCUACAGCGGCACAUCCGUGAAAUGAAGGAAGAGUUGGCCCAGAGAGACAACAUCAUCCAAAAACUACAGGAGGAACUGAAGAACGUGUCAUACCAGGAACAACGGUCACGGGAUCAGGCUGCACAGAGAGACACAGUCCUGGGCUCGGUGAAGAGCACCCUGUCUUCCAUCCAUGACAAAGAACAGACAGCCUCCUCACAGAUCAUUGACAAGGACAUCAACAUCAUGAAACUCAAGUCUGAGCUGAGACAGGCCAGACAGGGGCGGGAAGAGGCAGAAUUACAGGUUUCAGACCUGGAGAGGAGAAUCAGUAGCCUGCAGUCCCAGAUCUCACAGCUAGAGGAAACACUGACUGUCAACGACUCAGAGAGGACCAGCCUACAACAAACGAUACAAAUCCUCCAGGACAAGCAGAGGAAAAGUAGUCAAGAGGCCACACACAGUGAGGGCAUCAUGAGGCAGCUACGAGCAGACCUGGAGAAGUCACGGGAUCAGCAGAGGAUGUCCACACACGAUGUAACCUCGCUGGAGAGAAGGAUCAAAGCCCUGGAGGAUGAGGCUCAGGAAGCGAAAGAGGCAAAGAGAAAGGCAGUAGACGAGAUUGGUAUACUUCAGGCUCGACUACGGGAGUCACAGAUCUCCACACAAGGCAACAAUGACAUGCUGAAGGCUGAGGCAGUGCCGCGAGGACAGUACCUUAUACAUAAACUAGAGCUGGCCCGCCGAGAUGAAACAAUCCAGCGCCUGCGGAAGGAAGUCAUGAGUCUGCAGGACAAGCGAGAUGAACUGCAGGCAGAGUUGAGCCAGGUGGAGCGUCGGUUCGGCAUGCUGCAGGAGCAGGAGUCCAGCCUGCGGCAGGAGCUGCAGCACUUCCGCACACGUACGCAGCAGCUGGAGCGGGACCUGGACGCCGCGCAGCACCAGUACAGGGAGGUGGUGGACCAGGCAGCACAGGGAGAGAACAACGUCAGGCAGCUGGAGGACGAGCUACGGGCCAGCAAACUCCAGCACAGCGAGUCUCUUACACAGGUGGAGAAACUGAGCACCAGUCUACAGCGCUUGCAGCAGUCUUCAAAGGAGACCAGGGAUGCCCUAACUGCCGAGGUUGCAGAGAGACAUGAUGCUGUUGUCAGGUUGAAGUCUGAGCUGAAAGAGGCAGAAGAAAAACACAGGGAAACCCUAACAGCACCUGGCUGUCCCCUAACUCCACAGGCAUCUAACAGCAGCAAUGACGAGAAGCAAGACUUGAGACAGGAGCUUGAGCGGUGUAAAGAAAUGUUGGCUGACAAGGCUCGGCAAGAGAAAAAUGAGCAGGUUCAGCAUAGGGGAGAGGUAAUUCAGACACUUCGUGCAGACAUCAAGGACACAAACACCAGGAUGGAGAAUACACUGUCACAGCUUCGAGCCAAGGAAAACGAACUGUCUGCCACACAAGCCAGACUGGACGCUUCAGAGUUAGAGAUUGAGCAGCUUCAGACUCGGUUGAAGGAGGCAGAAGUCACAGCCACACACAGCUCCACACGACUGGAGACAGAGUUGUCAGGCAAGAAUGAAGAAGUCCAUGCACUGAGAAGGGAGGUGUCAAUACAACAAGAGAAGCACACACAGACACAAGCACAGUUGGCUGCCCGUGAGGAGCAGAUUGCUCGGCUGCAGAAGGAGCAGCAGGACCAUGUGGAGGAGAUCUCUCGCAGGGAGAAGGCCAUCCAGAAACUGGAGCUGGACCUCAUGAAUGCUCAGGAGCAGAAACGGCAAGGAGAGGACGAGAUCUCGAGGAAGGAGAUCUCCAUCCAGCAGCUUGAGACAGACCUGAAGACGGUGAAGCAGCAGUACAAGGAGCUGAUCGAGGAGAAUGGCCGCCUGGAGGCGAGACUGCAGGCGCUGCACAUCACGUCUCAGAGCGAGCACGACGUGCUGAACAGUGAGGUGUCUCGGCGGGAGGAGAUGGUGCAGAAACUCCGGCUGGACUACAUGGAGAUGCAGGAACAGAACAGCAGGCUGGAGGAGAAGAUCAACCAGCAAGAGAGGACAAUAGACCAGCUUCAGCACGAGAACAGGACGGCAAUGGGUGAGCUGGAGUCACGGGAAGAGACGCUACGCAGCGUGGAACAACAACUAGAGGAGGCUAAACAGAUGCACGAUGCUGCAAGGGACGAGGUGGAUGGUGCAGAGGAUAAUGUCAGAGAACUGACCUCUGAACUCUCCUCACUCAGAGCUGAGCAUGACACAGCCAAGCAGUCGCUGAACAUGAGAGAGGAGUUGAUUAAAACCCUGAGACGAGAUCUGGACACCCUUCAGCAGCAGUAUGGAGACAUCCAGGGCAAGCUGGGACAGAGGAGUGAUGCUGUCCAGAGGCUCAACACUGAGAUGAGCAAGACGAAAGGGAAGCUGCAGGACAAGAUGCUAGAGGUCCAGAAACAGACAGAACUCGUGCGUAAACUGGAGAAGAGUCUGUCGCAGUCUCAGAACGCGCUAGACGAGGCACGGAGAACUGCACAGGAGGAGAUCUCACGCCGCGAUGCCAGGCUCAAGGAGCUGGAGGACGACCUGGCCGAGUCUCAGCAGCAGUACACAGCCUGUUACGAGGAGCUUUUGAAACAAGAACAGUUUGUCGAACGUCUGAAAGAAGAAAACUCACGCCUCUUCCAAGACAAAAACAAGAAUGCUGCUGAGGUGCAGCGGCUGGACAGUGAGCGGCACCAGCUGGAGAUGGACCUGACCAUCACCACGGAGAAGUACCGCACCUGCCAGGAGGAGGUGGCCGGCCGAGACCAGAACAUCCUUCGGCUCAAGACUGACCUGGACACCACGCAGCAGAAGUACAAGGGCUGUCAGGAGGAGUUGACUAUCCAGGAAGAGGAGGUAUCUCGUCUGCAGGGGAAGCUGAAGGCCGUACAGACAGAGUUACGGGACGUCAGGGCACAGCAGGAGAGGAGCGAGAGACUACUGGCCAAGGACGAGAAGACAGUACAGCAGCUGCAGCAUGACCAACAGAUCUAUAUGGAGGAGAUCAGGAACCAUGUGAGGACAAUCGAGCAGCUCCAGGACGAGCUCGCUGCUCUCAGGCACCAGCACAACGAAGAGAUGACCUCUCGCGCCACCGAGAUAGAGAGACUGAGAGAUGCACUGGACGACAAGAACGCCCAGCUCAACUCCUCAGAGAUGAAGAACCAAGGGUACAAGGAGACGAUCGAGAAUCUCAAUGCAGAGCUGGAGAGAGGACAGAAGGCUCACCAGAGUGUGGUGGAGGAGGUGGGUCAGUGUGAGAACACCAUCCACCAACAGGAGCAGGCUCUACAGGCCGCCAAGAAGCAGAUCCACGGUCUGGAGGACCAGCUAGCGGCGGCGCAGGGUGGCAUCGAGCAGCUGGAGAACGGCCUGGACACGUACAAGGACAAGUACAACCAGGCCAUGAACCGCAUCAACCGCCUGGAGUCCAGUCUGCAGGAGCUGGAGACCAAGUCUAUGGAGGACAACAAGAUGUUGGAACAGAAGGACCAGUCUCUGCUCAAGUUCAAGUCCGAGCUGGAGAAUCUGCAGCAGCAGCUGGAGGACAGGCGCGACCAGGUGAACACCUGCGAGGACGUCAUCGAGCAGCUGACACAGGAGCUUCACACCUCUCAGCAGGACUUAGCCAUGACCAAGGACAGGGUGACUCACUGUGAGGAAGUCAUCGAGAAUCUCAAGGAGAAGAUGCUAGACAAGCAACAAGAGUCCCAACAGCAUGAGGAAAAGGCAAGGAAACUGCAGGCUGAUCUGAUUUCUUAUGAGGAGAACCAUCAACAUACCAACCAGGAGUUUGGUGACCAGGAGGACGCCAUCCGGCAGCUUCAGUAUGAACUGCAGCAGGUGCGAGACCAGAGUGAGGGCAGGCAGCAGCAGAUUGGGGAGCUGCAGGAGACCAUCGGUCAGCUGCGCAUCGACCUCACCAGCCUCAAGGAGCAGAGAAACAGUGCAUCUAAAGAGAUCUCUCGUCUAGAACAAAGUCUACAGCAGCUACAGUCUAGUCUACAGCAGGAACAUCACAAACACAGGACAGAGAAAGCCAAGAUGGAGGAAAAUACCAAGUACCUGGAAAAGAGCCUGGAAGACUCCAAAAACCGGACAGCGGACCGAGAGAACGAGCUGGCCAGGAAGGACGAGGCGCUGAAACGGUACGACAUCGAGCUGAACGCAUCGCGGGAAGACAUCAAGAGCAAAGUGGACGAGAUUGAGAGACUAGAGAGCACCAUGAAGGCGUUGAAGGUCGACAUCAAUGGUCUACAAUCAGCCAAUAGGCAGAAGGAUAAUGAGUACUUACAGAUGCAGGGAGAGGCAGACAGGUUGAAGGGAGAUUUGAACGAGGCCAGACGUCAGUACAAGGACUGUGCUCAGGAGCUUGCCCACCAUGAGGAGAAGUUGAUGCUGAUGGAGAGCAGCCUCAGCACCACGCAGGAGCAGCUCAGUCUGCGCGUCAGCGAGGUCGUCAAGCACGAGCAGGCCAACCGCAAGCUGCAGUCCGAGCUGAAGGCGCUACGGGAUCGCACGCGCAGCAACGAGGAGGAGAUCCAGGAGAAGAGCCAGGGCCUGGCCAAACUCAGGGAAGAACUAGCUGCUGCUAAACAGGAUCACCAUAACAGUGUACAGGAAGGUUUACGACAUCAGCAGACUGCCCACAAGAUCGAGGUGGAGCUGGCCAACGCCCACGAGCAGCAGAAGCUGCUGAACGAGCAGAUCUCGCAGCAGGACGGGAUCCUGCGCAGCCUGCAGGACGACCUGCAGCGGGAGAGGGAGAAGCACGCCGAGACGCAGCAGGUGCUGCAGCAGACACGCCAGCAGGGCAGGACAGCGCAGGAACAGCUGGAGGAGACCAAGGCAGCACUCAGGGACAGCAACAACAGGGUAAAGGAUAAAGACAACAUGCUUGCCAAGCUGCAGACUGAGCUGGACACCUUACAGCAGAAGAACCGCACUGUGAAGGAGGACCUGGCAGAGAGGGAGGGGCAGCUCAGGGUCGCCAAGAUGAACAUUGCUACGCUACAGAAACAGGGCAAACACCACAACCAGGAGGUUGCUCGUUAUGAAGAGUCGUUAGCACAGCUGCAGAUGGAUCUGGAACAGAGUCAGGACCAGUACAGAACCUGUCAUCAGGAGCUGAUGGAGGCUGAACAGAAGAUCCAUGAGUUGAAGAUUAAGGUCUCCACAGUGGAGGGGAACCAUAAGGAGUCCAUGGAACAGCUGGGAGACAAGGCUACGGAGGCCGCCAACCUGCGCAACGAGGUGCAGCGCUUCCAGCAGCAGAACCAGGCCAUGGCACAGGAGAUCGCCAUGUACGAGGAUAAGAUGCGGAAGCUGCGUACCGAGCUGAAGAAGGUUCAGGACCUGAACCGGCAGAGCGAGGAGGAGGUUCGGAACUACGAGCAGCGCCUGUCGGAGCUAGAGCAUCGGGCGCAGGCGUCCAGCGAGAAGCACCACCAGGGCCUGCAGGACCUGUCCCAUAAGGAGGAGCAGGUGGUGAUGAUGAGGGUGGAACUGUCCGCCCUGCAGGAGAAGUUCAGGCAGAAGGCUGAGGAGAAUGAGAAGGUGAAGAAUGAAGUGGUCGUCCUGCGACAGAAGAACGCCUCCAUGUCAGACGAGAUCCAGAGUCUCCGUCAGUCGCUGGAAGACGCGCGGGCUAACGGCGACCGUCUCCACCGCGAGAGCGAACUCGUGGUCACCAACGUCAACACCUGGGUACAGGAGCAGAAGUCGGCCAACGAGAAACUGGGACAGAAAAUCCGGGACCAAAGCCGCGCCAUCGUGACUCUAACCUCGGAAAAAGAACACCUGGUAGAACAAACCGAUAGACUACAGAAAGACAACAGGAAGCUUCAAGAUGAAGUUGACGAGCGACGGUUAGAAAGCGAGAGAUUCAAGGCUCUUCAACAACACUCUGCCCACCAACAAGCCUUACUGAACCAGCUCAAAAACAGGCUAGAAGAGAGAGAAACUGAUAACGACAGAGAACUCGGGCAAAAGGUGGCCACGAUAGAAGACCUCCACUCUAGGCUGAAGGCAAACGUAGACUCUAUCCAGCAGCUGAACCAGCAGCUGAACGCGCUGAACAAGGACAACCUGCGGCAGCGCUCGGCUCUAGAACGGGAGGUGGCUGCUAGACAGAGUAUGGAACUGCAGCUGGAGAGUAAAGAACAGACUAUCCUGAGUCUGAAGGCACGACUGGAGGCAAACGCACAUCAGCAGUACUUAAACCACAGUCCACAUAAGGAGGAUUCAGGUGUGUCUGGUCUUCAAGAUUCAGCUUAUGCCUCAGCACUGGAGAGGGGUCUACUCAGGUCUUCACUCAAGAUGGACAAAGACAAGGUGCGUGCCAAAGCUCUGGAGGAUGCAGGGAGCACAGAUCCACAGAGCCUGGACAAGUCUUACUGGAUACAGAGGGUUGGAGAGUUGUCCAUCCAGCUGCAGCAGAGCAGUGAGUACUGGUCCGACAAAGUCAGGGAACUCUCCAUGCAGGUGGAGCGCGCUCAGUCCGUCUCACCACAUCCUCGGUAGCACUGGACACAACUGAGCAUGCUCAGUAGCACUGGACACAACUGAGCAUGCUCGGUAGCACUUGAAACAUCUGAGCCUGCUCAAAACAUCUAGAUACUAGACUAUAUGUACAUUGGCUAGUCUUAGCUUGGUACCAGUUAUGAUAUGCUUACCUCUGGAUAGGGCAAACAGUUGAAACGAUAAUUUGUUAUGACAUGAAAUUAGUGAACUGACCAAGAUAAAAUAAGAUAAGAUGGGUAAGUGACAUUUGAGGGACCAAACACUAAUGUGAACACAGUUCUUUUCUGACCAUGACUUUGUAAUGACUAGUAAGUAUGUCAAUCUAUGUGUGUUCAAAUUUUGUGAUACAUGAAAUUGUAGGCAUAAAAAAAAGCAACAAAAAAUGUGAAGCUUCUUUAGUAUUGCCAAUUAAGAAGUAAGAAUUGUGCUGAUGCACCGCUGUAAAACUUUGAACUACUGUCUAAGGGAAUAGUUUUGUGUCAAAUCUGAACAUGUGGAACUCUAAACUGCAGAGUAGAUGCUUUUAAAAGGCAGCAAGAAUUGUGAUAAAAAACUUUCAUAGUUAUGUAUUUUUAUUUUAUAUAUUUACUAUUGAUUCUAUAGUGACUUCACACAAGCACUAUAUAAUGGUAGACUGUGCUGUUGUUGCUAGCAAUGUUGAAAAUUAUUUCUUUUAAUUGUUUGUUUUAAUUUUUUUUGUAAUCUUGAAGUGUAUUGAAUAUGUAAAUUUUGCUUUCAUUAAGUUUUGUUGUAGUCUCAAAUACAUGUACUGAAAAAUAGGGAAGUCUUUCAAUCUCAACAUAUUUCUGUGUAAAAAGUCUUUCAAAUCCUAGAUAAUUCUGCCACAUUCCACAAACAACUUGUUAAUCCUAGCCAAUAUAAUCUAUAUGGUAUUAUUUUGAACAAAAAGGUGCAGAAGAUGUAAGUAAUUCUUGAACAGAUGAAUGCACAACUUGGUAAAUAUUUUUGUAUAAUUGUAUUUUGUAUGAAGUUAUUAAGUAUUUGAUUUUUGUGCCAGUAUUGUGUGAUUUUUGCCUUAGAUACUGUGUUGCUGCUACAAUGUCACAGUUAAGUAUAUGUAAAAAUUUGCUUGCUGAAGAGUUAUGAUUUUCCACUUUCUUGUACAAGAGCAAUGAUAAAUUCAUUGUGCAAUUAAUGUCAAAGUGCUGUGCCAAAAUUAUUGGCAAGGUUGGUCGUAUAUAUGUUGUAUAAAUGCUUUUGCUGAAGAAUAAGUUUCCAAUAGGAAAUAGUAAUGAAUUCUAGUACAAUUUGACAGAUUUCUAGAAUUUUGUACACUGUGUUUAAUAGUAUUUCCCACCUUUAUGUUCCUUUUCUUAAAAGUUGUGGUCUCAUAAUUUGAAGACUCACAUUUUGUAGAUCAGGAACACCUACUAGUUUGUGAAUGUUGGUAAUGUUGGUUGAACCUGUAGCAGAGAUAGUGUGAAGUCCAGUCUACAUUCCUACAGUAACUGGUACACUUUAAGUACAUGUAAUGUCUGUGCCAUGUAGCACUUAUUAUCCGUCCACGUCCUAUAUUUGAGUUUAUGAUUCACAUUCCUGUGUACAGAGAACAUUUUCUGAAAUAAAGAUGAGCCAUGUGUUGU
Messenger RNA from Branchiostoma belcheri (Belcher's lancelet), 8950 nucleotides. Its product is annotated as trichohyalin-like. The coding region runs from base 159 to 7346 and encodes 2395 amino acids. Lineage: Eukaryota; Metazoa; Chordata; Leptocardii; Amphioxiformes; Branchiostomatidae. Gene Ontology annotation, biological process: spermatogenesis. The transcript is spliced from 56 exons. The record is from RefSeq and is a predicted model, not a curated record.